Messenger RNA from Protomyces lactucae-debilis, 1521 nucleotides. RefSeq names its product PCI domain-containing protein. Gene Ontology annotation, cellular component: COP9 signalosome. The record is from RefSeq and is a predicted model, not a curated record. Gene Ontology annotation, biological process: protein deneddylation. The transcript has 2 exons. NCBI's taxonomy places the organism in Eukaryota, Fungi, Ascomycota, Taphrinomycetes, Taphrinales, Protomycetaceae. The coding region runs from base 195 to 1490 and encodes 431 amino acids.
UCUCGAUGCGACCGGAGUAUCUAUAGAUCAGCUUCAUUCCCAACAACUUCAGAGGCCAUACAUCCUCCGCAUUGCCGCCAUCCAUGCGAUUUUGUGAUGUGGUCGCAAAGUUCAAAAUUGACGUGAACGCGACGUCGACCGCGACGACCAACGAGCAAGCCGAGAAGCUGGGCCGUUCACAGGCGAGAUGAGUGAUGAUGACUUUAUGCAAGCGUCCGAUGAAGAGCAGAGACAUUGAUCUAGAGAACCAAUACUACCAGGCAAAAGCGCUCAAAGAGGACGACCCAAAGGCCGCCAUUGAGGCGCUUUCUGCAGUUGUCGCAGCAGAAGAGGAGAAGGGAGACUGGGGCUUCAAGUCACUGAAGCAAAUAUGCAAAAUCUCAUUCAAUGUUCUCAAUGACAAGGAAGCGACGCUCAAAUCCUACAAGCGGCUGCUGGCAUACACCAAGUCGGCAGUGACGAAAAACACAUCAGAGAAGGCGCUCAACAACAUUCUCGAGUAUGUGUCCAAGUCAGAUGAUACAGUCUUCAUGCAAGACUUCUACGCAAUGACGCUCGAAAAUCUGGCAGAGGCCAAGAAUGAUAGACUAUGGCUGAAGACAAAUCUCAAGCUGGCUAAGGUCUGGCUUGAUCGCAAAGAAUUUGGCAGACUCAACAAAAUCCUCAAGGAGCUGCAUGCUGCUUGCGAGACAAAGGAUGGCGAGCAGGAUCAGUCCAAGGGUUCCCACUUGCUCGAAGUCUAUGCUCUAGAGAUUCAGAUGUACACGGAGACGAAGAACACCAAACGGCUCAAAGAGAUCUAUCAGCGCACCCUACGCAUCAAGAGCAGCAUAACACAUCCACGUAUCCUCGGCAUCAUCCGAGAAUGCGGCGGCAAGAUGCACAUGCAUGAAAAGAACUGGGUCGCUGCACAGGAAGACUUUUUCGAAUCCUUCCGCAACUACGAUGAGGCCGGCCUGUACCAGCGCAUUUCCGUGCUCAAAUACCUCGUGCUGGCUAAUAUGCUGAUGCAAUCGGAAAUCAACCCGUUCGAAAGCCAAGAGACAAAGCCUUACAAGCAAAACCCAGAAAUCCAGGGCAUGAUGUCGCUGGUUGAUGCGUAUCAGCGAAAUGACAUCGACUCUUUUGAGCGAAUUUUGAGAGAGCAUCGUGGUACUAUCAUGUCAGAUCCAUUCAUCGCACAAUACGUCGGCGAGAUUACCGUCAACGUUAGAACGGCAGUCUUGCUCAAGCUGGUUGCAUCCUACAGUCGAAUUCAAAUAUCCUUCAUGGCUUCUGAGCUAAAUAUAAGCGAGAACGAGGUGGAGCAGCUCGUCAUCCAAUUGAUUCUUGAUGACCAAAUUGACGGUGUGCUAGACGAGCAAUUGGGUAGGCUGGAAAUGGCAAAGAAAGCGACGGGCUCGCGUGCUGAAGUGCUCAGCAAUCUGGUCUCGGAAGUCGAUUAUUUGUGGCGAAACAGCGCCUCCAGAAUAGGAGUGCCGGGGAAUUAGUUUUACUGGCUAGACACGGUCUCAGGCAUUC